UCACCCCCCCCUCUGGCUCUGACUGUCCCUCCUGUAUAAAGCCUGGCUCUGCUGCUGUCACCCCCACUUGUCCCUCACUGCUGCUGCCAGCUCUGGCUCCAUGGACUGGUCCCAUCCGAGGUGUCCCUGACCGUCCCUGUCCCCCACCCCACCCCGGAUUCCGGCAAUGCUAACCGCUGUCUGCGGCUCUCUGGGCAGCCAGCACACGGACGCGCCUCACGCCUCUCCGCCGCGCCUGGACCUGCAGCCUCUGCAAACAUACCAGGGCCACACGAGCCCCGAGGCCGGGGACUACCCCUCCCCCCUGCAGCCUGGAGAGCUGCAGAGCCUCCCGCUGGGCCCAGAGGUGGACUUCUCACAGGGCUAUGAGUUGCCGGGGACCUCCUCUCGGGUAACCUGUGAGGACCUGGAAAGCGACAGUCCCUUGGCCCCGGGACCCUUUUCCAAGCUCCUCCAGCCGGACAUGUCACACCACUACGAAUCGUGGUUCCGGCCAACUCACCCAGGCACCGAGGAUGGCUCAUGGUGGGACCUUCAUCCGGGCACCAGCUGGAUGGACCUCCCCCACACUCAGGGCGCGCUGACCUCACCUGGCCACCCGGGGGCGCUUCAGGCUGGUUUGGGGGGCUACGUCGGAGACCACCAGCUUUGUGCCCCGCCGCCCCACCCACAUCCACACCACCUCCUCCCAGCCGCCGGAGGGCAGCACCUCCUGGGGCCUCCAGACGGGGCUAAGGCCUUGGAAGCAGCGGCCCCGGAGUCCCAGGGGCUGGAUACCAGUCUGGACGGGGCAGCCCGACCCAAAGGCUCUCGGCGGUCAGUGCCCCGCAGCUCAGGCCAGACGGUGUGUCGCUGUCCCAACUGCCUGGAGGCGGAGCGACUGGGGGCUCCGUGCGGGCCGGAUGGGGGCAAGAAGAAGCAUCUGCAUAAUUGCCACAUCCCGGGCUGCGGGAAAGCCUACGCCAAGACGUCGCACCUGAAGGCGCACCUGCGCUGGCACAGCGGCGACCGUCCCUUCGUGUGCAACUGGCUCUUCUGCGGCAAGCGCUUCACGCGCUCCGACGAGCUGCAGCGUCACCUCCAGACCCACACGGGCACCAAGAAGUUCCCCUGUGCCGUCUGCAGCCGCGUCUUCAUGCGCAGCGACCACCUGGCCAAACACAUGAAAACCCACGAGGGCGCCAAAGAGGAGGCUGCGGGGGCUGCCGCGGGCGAGGGCAAGGCGGGCGGGGCCGGGGAGCCCCCCGGGGGCAAAGGCAAGCGGGAGUCCGAGGGCAGCGGGGCUCCCUCCAACUGAGCUCCCGGCGCCGCCUCCCUGCUGGCCUCCCCUGGGGGCUUCGCAAGAGCGCCCCCGCCCCAUCGCCUGCUGUCGGCGAGGGGCGGCUUGAGGAAGAGGUGGUUAUUUAUUGACGGGGAGGAAAAGCGGGGCGGGGUCAGGGAGACGGGCACUAGGGGUUUUAGUCUGGGGCUGGGCGGGACGCAUUAGACUGGCCGGGCCGCGAGGAGCUUCGAAUGCCUCUCUGCUCUCCCCUUCCUCACUAUUUUACUCACCCCCGGGGCUGGGGGCAGCGGUGGCGUGAGGAACCCCAACCGCGGCUGGAGGGCGCGGACAGGCCAGGGGAGACAGCACCCGCCGCGCCCCGUCCCGGAGCGGGAGCCGCGAGCCGCGAGCCGCGAGGAGAGGGGCCGCCCCUGGCGCUGGGGGUAGCUGUCUGG
Condylura cristata (star-nosed mole) is the source of this 1716-nucleotide messenger RNA. RefSeq names its product Sp6 transcription factor (gene SP6). The record is from RefSeq and is a predicted model, not a curated record. Gene Ontology annotation, biological process: regulation of transcription by RNA polymerase II. Gene Ontology annotation, molecular function: RNA polymerase II cis-regulatory region sequence-specific DNA binding; DNA-binding transcription factor activity, RNA polymerase II-specific. Bases 167 to 1297 code for a protein of 376 amino acids. NCBI's taxonomy places the organism in Eukaryota, Metazoa, Chordata, Mammalia, Eulipotyphla, Talpidae. The transcript is spliced from 2 exons.